This is a messenger RNA of Balaenoptera musculus (blue whale), 3500 nucleotides long. RefSeq names its product Opa interacting protein 5 (gene OIP5). Gene Ontology annotation, cellular component: chromosome, centromeric region; chromatin; nucleus. Gene Ontology annotation, biological process: chromosome segregation; CENP-A containing chromatin assembly. NCBI's taxonomy places the organism in Eukaryota, Metazoa, Chordata, Mammalia, Artiodactyla, Balaenopteridae. Bases 33 to 722 code for a protein of 229 amino acids. The transcript is spliced from 5 exons. The record is from RefSeq and is a predicted model, not a curated record.
GUCUUUGAAACCGAGGCGCCAGCUGCAGGAAGAUGGCGGCUCGGCCGCGGAGGCAUCGCUCGCGAGCUGCAAAGCAGCCGCGGGGUGACUUUUGUGAUGGCGCUAAGAAGGCGAUUGAUGAACCUUCUCUUACGACUUCCAUGGAGUGGGACACGCAGGUGGUGAAAGGGUCUUCGCCACUCGGCCCCGCCGGGCUGGGGCUGGAGGAGCCGUCACCCGGCCCGCGGCUGCCAUGGUGGCUGCAGCCCGAGAGGUGCGCUGUGUUCCAGUGUGCGCAGUGCCACGCCGUGCUCGCUGACUCUGUGCACCUCGCCUGGGACCUGUCGCGGUCCCUUGGAGCCGUGGUCUUCUCCAGAGUCACAAAUAAUGUAGUUUUGGAGGCUCCCUUCCUAGUUGGCAUUGAAGGUUCGCUCAAAGGCAGCACUUACAACCUUUUAUUCUGUAGUUCCUGUGAGAUUCCCAUUGGUUUCCAUCUGUAUUCUACUCAUGCUGCCCUGGCUGCCUUGAGAGGUCACUUCUGCCUUUCCGCUGACAAAAUGGUGUGCUACCUCUUAAAAACAAAAGCCAUAGUAAACGCAUCUGAGAUGGAUAUUCACAACGUACCUCUACCAGAAAAGGUUGCAGAGCUGAAAGAGAAGAUAAUGUUAACGCAUACUCGCUUAAAUUCACUCAUGAAGAUUCUGAAGGAAGUGACUCCUGACCAGUCCAAGCCAACAAACUGAUCCAGAAAUCAAAGCUUGAGAAUCAUGUUCAGGCCUUAUUGCUGUCUUCAACAACAGGUGCUGUUUGAUCACUUCUCAAGAAAGAUCAGUUUCAAGGAUGGAUGGGAAAUGUGGUUUAUUCUGUUUACCUCUAGACUGAUUUUCCAAGUGAUUUGUGAAGCUGUUUCUGGAAGAUGAGAAACUAAGGAGACUUCUAUCCAGGUUUCAUAGCUAUUUGUCUUAAGAAUUUAUUUUAGCUUCUUAUCAAUUUCAUAGUAUUUAUUUCGGAAAACAUUUUGACUGCAAAUUUAGGGAUUAAGAGGCAAUGUCCCAUGAGUGCUCUGAUCUAAAGAUGCAUGUUUGGCCUGAAAAUAGCAUUGUACUUAUGUUGACUAUUAUUCCUACAUGGAGCAACUGUCAUAUGAAUACUGAGAAAUCAUUUUUUUCUUAUGUGAAAUACGGGUACAUACAUUUUCUGUAGCUUAUGUUCAGUAAGUUAACUGCAUAGUAUAUAUUUAUCUUUUCCCUUUUCAGUUGUAAACUGAGCUUAACAGGAUAAUAAUGAAAGGAAUGGUAAAAACAUCAAACAUUUACCGAAAUGCUGCUUUCUUAUAUUUUGCUUUAUGUAGCACUGUGGCUCAGUAGCUCAUCAUAUUAUUCAUUUAAUAAAUAUUUAUGAAGUAUUAUGCUAGCUGCUGGGGAUGAAAGAUAAGCGAAAACAGCUACUCUGUAUCCUCAGUUUAUAAUCUAGUCAAGAGAUGGACACUCAAAUAACCACAUGAAGACAUUUAAAAUUACAACUGUAGUAAGGGUUCUGAAGAAAAGGGACAUAGAGAUAUAAGCACAUAUAGCAAGUAACUGACCUGGUUUGGGGGUCAGGUAAGGCCUGUCUGUGGAAGUAAUGUUUCAGCAGUGGUCUGAAAGAUGAGUAGGCGUUUAGUAAGCUGACAGAGCAGUCUAUACAAAGGCCCUGUGAGGCCCUUAAAAAGGCCUGUAGGAGUUACCACGGUGUCCAGAAACCAGAGGAUGCAAGGCCUUGUCGGCCUUCCGAAGGAUGUUUGUUUUUAUCCCAACAACCUUGAAGACUUUUAAAGGAGGCCUAUGACAGGAUCAAAUUUUCGUUUUCAGAACCUCAUUAGGGUUGUCCUAUGGAGAAUGGGUGGGAGGGCGGCAAGCAGACCACUUAGGAGGGGCUGGCACUAGCACAAUCAAGAGAUGAUAGCCAAGUGGUGGUGCACAGAGAAGUUAAUGUGGUUCCAAUGUGGCUAGCAGAUUUUUUUUUUUGCUGCGCUGCGCAGCAUGUGGGAUCUUAGUUCCCUGACCAGGGAUCGAACCCGCACCCCCUAUAUUGUAAGCGCAGUCUUAACCACUGGACCACCAGGGGAGUCCCCAGUGGCUAGCAGAUUUAAUAGCAGAUUCUUUCCAUUUUAGACUGCAUAUAGGAUAUUUUCCUUUAAAACUAUUUGAGAGAGAAAAUUCUGGCUCGCUUUAUGCUUUUGAGUUGCAAAAUUUGGUUAGGUAAGGGUGAAGCCUCUGGCAACAACCAGUACCAGAAAAGCUCUUUCUACUCCUAAAGAAUAAGACCUAAUCAUAAUACUAUAUUGAAUCAUCCUGGGAUUUUUAUUGUGUAUUGGUAUGUCUGCCUCAACGUAUUUCCUUUCUUUAAAAAGCUGUUCUUACGUAGCUAUUUUCCUUAACCUCUGGAUUUGCUGUUUUGGUAGACUUUCAAUAGAAAAUUAAAUGCUUGAACUUGACAUCAAAUUAAGCUGGCUGGUUUUAAAUAUUUUUUUUUCUCUCAAAUACAAAUUACAUGUUUACUCUAGAAAAAAAUUCAGAUAUAGAUGUGUGACAAAGGAAAGGGUAAAAGUACACUUCUUCUUACAUUUCUGAGAGGCACAAUGUAGCAUGCUGGGAGCCAAAUGAUUUAGAUUCAGAUUGUGGCUUGGUUACUUAUUAGCCAUGAACUUGAAGAAUUAAACUCUUCUUGUAAAAUAGGGAUUAAAAACUAACUAGGGCUCUAGUGAGGAUUAAAUGAGUUAAUGAAUACAUCUAAUGUAAUUAAGAGUAAUGCUUAAUAUUAAGUGCUUAAUAAAUGCCAGCUAUUAUAACCUUCAUGCGUGUGGACACAUAGACAUAAAAGGCAAUUAUAUUUUUCACAUUAUUCUGCAACCUGCUUCUCAAAUAAUACAUGUCACAGACAGCUUUCUAUACCAGGCCUCACAAAUUACUUAACACCUGCAUAUGAUUCAAUCAUGAAUACAUCAGAAUUUAACCAUUGUUUUAUUGGAUCCUUGUCAUGUCUUUGCGUAUCUGUCCUGGUAUUUCUGUAGGAGUGAUUCCUAAAGUGGAACAGAGUCAAAGGGCAUGUGCAUUUACAAUUUUGAUAUUAUGCCUUCCAUAAACUUUGUACCAAUUGUACUAAUACUAAUGGUUGACUUUUUUAAACAAGGCCUUAGUGGUAUAAAAGCUCCUCUGGAAGUCUAUAACAUCAAUAAUGACUGGCUGGUAUUAACAGAUUCUAAGGCUAGUUAUCAUUUAUCAUUGUAUAUAUGUUGAAUAAAAGUGUUUUCAAAAUUCCAUGUAUUUAUGAGAACAAAAAAAUUGCAUAUUGAAAGUCCCCAAGUUGUACACUUUUGAGCUCCUUAAUUAAUGGCAGAAACCAUCUCAAUUUUUAUAACUCCAGCAUCUAGCACAGUACCUGGGAGUGGAGUACAUCAGUGCGUGUUAAAUGAAUAGUCUCAUAAAUCAAAGGAAGGAGCUAUUACAUUAGUUGUCACAUCACAAAAACCACAUAGCUUU